This is a messenger RNA of Ostertagia ostertagi, 267 nucleotides long. Lineage: Eukaryota; Metazoa; Nematoda; Chromadorea; Rhabditida; Trichostrongylidae. The record is from the annotation of a GenBank genome assembly.
AUGGAAGAAAUGGUCAACGAACUAAAUCUGGAAGGCUUGAAGAUCGGCUUAGAAAUGAAUAUGUCCAAAACGCAAGUGAUGGUGAACCAGUGGUGUAACACAGAGUCUCGUAACAUGAACAAUCAGUAUGAUUUCCUCUGUCAAAAAGAGUCUCGUAACAUGAACAAUCAGUAUGAUUUCCUCUGUCAAAAAGUUCGAAGCUUUGUGGAAGGUAUUGGUAAAACUUACAACGAACGCGAAGCUGUUUGCGAAUACGACGACAACCAA